Molecule: messenger RNA, 510 nt
Organism: Cotesia congregata
Lineage: Eukaryota; Metazoa; Arthropoda; Insecta; Hymenoptera; Braconidae
Source: the annotation of a GenBank genome assembly
AUGCAAAAAGAAGCAAUCGAUGCCUUAAUUUAUUACCACUCAGUAAGAGUGCCACUUAAGGUCAGCUUUGUCGCCAGGCCCAAAGAUGUUAAAGUCGUAAUUACUAAAAAACAUCUUACCUGCGGUAUUAAAGGUCAACCACCAAUUAUAGACGGCGAUUUUCCGCAUGAAGUUAAGCUUGAGGAUUCCACUUGGGUUAUUGAGGAUGGCAAAACUUUGCUCAUAAACUUGGAAAAGUGGUGGUCACAUAUUGUCACAUCAGAUCCGGAAAUAAGUACCAAGAAGGUAAAUCCAGAGCCGAGCAAACUCUCAGAUCUUGAUGGAGAGACUCGCGGUCUUGUUGAGAAGAUGAUGUACGAUCAGCGGCAAAAGGAGCUGGGAUUGCCGACAUCUGACGAACAGAAGAAGCAAGAUGUUUAUGCAACAGCAUCCAGAGAUGGACUUUUCAAAAUAAUUAAGUCGCAGAUAUUUUUAUUCCGUUCAGCUAAUUGUAAGGAUCUAGGUCAUUAA